Messenger RNA from Hydra vulgaris (swiftwater hydra), 810 nucleotides. RefSeq lists its product as uncharacterized. The record is from RefSeq and is a predicted model, not a curated record. NCBI's taxonomy places the organism in Eukaryota, Metazoa, Cnidaria, Hydrozoa, Anthoathecata, Hydridae.
UCUUAGUUAUCUACAUCACAUGUAGCUAGUCAACAAUCUGUAACACCUGCAACCACAAGUAGUUGGCAAUCUGCAACAUCUACAUCUGCUGCUUGUUACCGAACUUCAACACAUGCAGCAUCAGAAUUGCAUACAAUCAGUCGGCGUAAUUUAGAAGAUAUAUCAUUUGUUUCAGCAGGCGCCUUUAUAGAAGGAGAGUUAGAACAAGUGAUAGCUAACCUUGUUCCUAAUAUUCAGACUAGCUUGUCAAUUCCAGCUACUAGUUUGAAUGCCACAGAAUUGUCUACAGCAGCUAGUCAUACAUCUGCACAAACAUCAAACAGUGUUUUAAAUAAAAUAUUUACUCUUUUAGUUGAGCUGAAAAGCGAAGUAGCUAAUCUUCAGAAGCAGACUACUUACAACACUACUAUGUUGCAGACUUUGUCACAAGGUGGGAUACAAGACGAUGGCAACAUUUUUGAAACUCUUGAUCUUCCUGUAUGUGACCGAAAACAGCUGCAGCAGCUUGAAGAUAUAAUUACUAAAGACAAUCUUUUAUUUAAUAAACUUGUGCAUGGUGUUGCUUCGAAGGGCGGUCAGGACCUGAAGGAAGCCGUUAGAAAGAUGGUUUCCUCUCUAAUGGAAAACAACGUAGUAAAACAAAUAAAUUGGUCAGGACUUGGUGAAAAUCUAAAAAAACCCUUUCGUGACUUGAAAUACCGACAAGUUCUGGAAAGUAAGCGAAACUUAAUUUUUGUUAAUAUCACCUAUAAUUUAGCAAAUGAACCUCAGAAACAGUUGUUUACUGCAUCAAAAUUGCUUAUUCUAUGA